Molecule: messenger RNA, 1189 nt
Organism: Rhinichthys klamathensis goyatoka
Lineage: Eukaryota; Metazoa; Chordata; Actinopteri; Cypriniformes; Leuciscidae
Product: G2/M phase-specific E3 ubiquitin-protein ligase-like
Exons: 6
Coding region: 1-894 (297 amino acids)
Cellular component (GO): nucleus
Molecular function (GO): ubiquitin-protein transferase activity
Source: RefSeq, a predicted model, not a curated record
AUGUUCCUAAAUCUUAAUCAAAACCUCUUUAUUUAUUACAGCACAGAUGUAUUAACUUCUGCAGACAUUGUGUCAGAUCUCUCAUUGAAGAUAAUAAAAACAUCUUGCAGCAGAUUCAACAUAAAUAGAGCCGAUGUUUGGGAUGGAGCAAUUCGUGGAUUCGGACGUGCAUCAUACAACCCAUCACACGACAUGCUUGUUAAAUUCACAGAUGACGAAGGCACAACUGAAGAUGCAGUGGACACAGGUGGUCCCAAACGUGAGUUUCUAACACUCCUAAUGGACUGUUUAAGGACACGGAGAAUCUUUGAUGGUCCAGCAAAUAGGAGAUUUCUCACCUUUAACAGUGCAGCUGCCAGAGAAGAUGAAUACUUUCUUGCGGGGCAGAUGAUUGCAGUUUCCAUUGUUCACGGUGGUCCAGGUCCUCGCUUCCUCUCAGAUAUGCUAUACAAUCACCUCACUGGAAGGACUGACAUUAAUGGAACAGUUGAAGAUAUAACAGAUGAGACCAUGAAGGCAGCUUUACUUGAGAUAUCUAGUGCAGCAUCUUUGGAUGAAUUAAACAUGCUUAUGGAUAAGUAUGCCAGCUUGCUGCAGACUGCUGGAUGUUUCGAUUACCCACAAAGUGUAGAAGGCAAAGAAAACAUUGUUGAGGAUUUCAUACAGUGGUAUAUAAUUUACAGAAACCAAUACUCCGUACAAAGAUUUAGCGACGGUCUUUCCACCCUGGAUGUCAUCCAUGCCCUGGAACAACAUCCAAGUGUAUUCAGACCCUACAUGUGCUACAGUGUUGAGAAACUAACACCUGAAUCACUGGAGGCUGUCUUCAAGGCUCAGCUCAGUGAAGUUGGUAGCACCAGACGACAAGAAGAAACAAGGAUUUUAGGAUACUAGAGAGACUAUCUGCUUGACACUGGAGAACAAGAAACUGGAAUCUCCCUCCAGGACAUCCUGAUGUUUGCUACAGGACUGGAUUCACUGCCUCCUUCAACAAUUGAGCCUCAGCCCCAACUGACUUUUGAGAGGACUUCUAAAUUUCCCAUUGCCUGCACAUGUGCCAAUACAAUCAAAUUGCCAUUGUCCAAAAGCUAUGAAGAGUUCAAAAAUGCAAUGGACUUUGGUAUCCAAAACUCAGCUGGUUUUGGAUUGCACUGAGUAGAACAAUGUAAAAUGUUAAAGGGUUAGUUCA